AUGACUUCAGACUUGAUACUCGAAGUAACCGGCGGUUUUAGAGAUGACUUCUUGAGCGAAAGAGACAUCCUCGUACGCCGCCGAUUAGUCAACGCUGUGCCGCUACUACAGCGCAACGCUCCGGCGGUGCAAGCCACGCGGGCAUAUACGUCGAAGCUCGCAGCCCGCCGUGUAUAUGGCACCGUAGCAAACGGUAGGCGACUUCGCCUUGAAGUACUAGGGCAGAAAGUGAUGCAACCUGCCUUUGGUGACAGUCGCACCGUCACAGAGCUGCUCUUCGCCGCACCCGAGGUUCUUGAGAGUGACAACGACUGA
Phytophthora nicotianae INRA-310 is the source of this 315-nucleotide messenger RNA. RefSeq lists its product as hypothetical. The record is from RefSeq and is a predicted model, not a curated record. The transcript has 6 exons. Bases 1 to 315 code for a protein of 104 amino acids. Lineage: Eukaryota; Oomycota; Peronosporomycetes; Peronosporales; Peronosporaceae.